CCUGGCUGACUAAACGUGAGCUUCUGUUUUGUCGCGUGCUGCCCUCCUUGCAUGCGCGCAAGGCUGAGCGCUCCAAUCCGUCGUGAAAGGCGCUAUAUGCACUGUGGAUUGAACAACCGAAUGCCGUCACUCCGAGCAGCCAAGUCAGCCGGCCAUGGCGCUGUUGGGUCAGGCGCCCCCCGUCCCUCGCCCUGCCUCCUAAGGAGGUCCCCGCAGCAGCAGCAGCAGCAGCAGGAGGAGCAGCACACGCGGACACCUGUGGCAGGCGGGCGGGCGGUCUGGUCGGUGGCUCCCUCCGCUCCUGUCGUCUCGUGCCCUGCCGUCCGCCUCUGUCCUCUGAUCUGAGCCACAGUCGCAAGCGGCUCUGCCCUCGAGUGACAGACACAGGCGGCGUGCGACGGAGCGGGUGGUCGCAAGGAGCGCCCAAGCGCAGCCAGCUGCUGCCGCUCACCGUUUUCGCGACGGAGCCCUAAAUGGGCAGCGAGAUCCUCGGGAUGUCGGAUGCGGGGAAUUGAAGAGCGGGAGGCUGGAUGAGCGGCGGCUUCUCGUUUGUCUCCUCGAACUGAUCACGGACGGACGAUGGGAAUUGACCGACGGCAGAGAGCUUCUCUGGCUCUCACCUUGAACUUCAUCGCGCUCAUCUUCUCCAUCUCCGCCCUGAGCACCAGCUACUGGUGUGAGGGGACCCGGAAAGUGGUGAAGCCCUUCUGCAAGGGGCCGGUGAGCCUGAAACAGAGCUACUGCAUCCGCUUCAACAGCUCCGACGUGAACGACAGCCGCCUGGUGCAGUACAUCUGGGAGACGGGCGACGACAAGUUCCUCAUGAGGCGUUUCCACACCGGCAUCUGGUCCUCCUGCGAGGAGAACAUCAACGGAGUAGGUGAGACUUGCCGGAGCUUCCUCACCAUUGCACCUCCACAUGAACGAGGCGUCCUGUGGCUGUGCAUUGUGGCUGAGUGCCUGUACAUCCUCCUCCUUGUGACGGGUGGCAUCCUCAUGUCCAUCGAGAUCUGCCACUACACCAACGUGAUCGACGGCCUGAAACUGAACGCCUUCGCUGCCAUAUUCACCGUCUUGUCAGGUCUUCUAGGCAUGGUGGCCCAUAUGAUGUUCACUACUGCGUUCCAGCUGACGGUCAGCCUCGGUCCAGAAGACUGGAGACCACAAACGUGGGACUACGGCUGGUCUUACUGCCUCGCCUGGGGUUCAUUCACCUGUUGCAUGGCGUCCUCGGUGACAACGAUCAACCGCUACACCAAGACGAUCCUGGAGUUCAAACACAAGCGGAGGAACAUCGAGAAAAGUCUGAAAGUCAAGCAGAAACUCUUCAACUUGGACUCGCCGGAGCAGGUGUGGGAUAUGUACAUCAGCUCGGUGCCCAGCACGGCGGAGGAACUGCUGGACCUCUCGAGCAACGGCCGCAAAUUAUCCAACACCUCCGUCUUCUUGGACCUGAACGAGCUGCCGGAGCCUCAGGUGGAGGAGUACUGCUGACGCCGCCAUUCGCUGGGCUCGUCAGGAGAGGGCGCCCACCGUCUGGGCUGGAAUUUACGUCCCUGUUUGUCACCCGCCGGGUGAGCCGGCAAGUCGCCUGGGAGGUUCACUUUGGGUUUGUGGUGAUGCUGGUGAUGCUGGUGAUGGUGGUGGUGUAACUUUUUAGAAAUGCCUUGCUCUUUUUACGAAUGUACCGUGGGUGUAGCUGUCCAAGAAAUGCGUUUUGGUUUUUUUUGUUGGUUGGUUGGUUUCUUUUCUUUCUCGUAAAGCUUUCCAUCUCUGUAGACCACUGAGGUCGUGUGGGCACGAGAGGGGUCUCACGUUCUGCUCCCGCUAAGCGCCGCUCACCGUCUCCUUUUUCCAAACGUUGAAUCCUCCUCCUCCUCCUCCUCCUCCUCCUCCUCCUCCGGAUUCCCAUCCCAGUCUGACCCAGCAGAGUCCAAAAACUCCAACAGGAGGGAGAAAGGAUUCAAAAAAAAAAAAAACAAAUGAAAGGCAUUCCAGGGGUCCCGGCUGUGCCAGGACUGGCAGCGCCUUCUGCAGGUGGUGGGAUUGUAAGCAGCCCAAAUGGAUUAGGGGGUGGCAAAUUAGGGCCGGCGUUUCAUUUCCUCUCUUCUACUUCUACAUCAAAGCCGUAGACACGGGUGUCACCUAAUGAGGCCCCUGAAAGCGAGCGGGACCCUGCGGUUGAACCCGUGUCCUCUUCCCUCAGAGACAGCUGACAUGUGGAGUGAACGCCAGAAAAGACUUCUGCAAAUGGUGGGACUGUAAGCAGCCAAAUUAGAUUAGGGGGCCACCGUUUCAUUUUAAUGGACCUCUCGGGUGCUAAAAUGACUCGGACAUAAAUGACGUCCUCUUCGGGGUUGGGGACGGGCUUGGGACCCUUAGACCAAAGUUCAGUUCUGUAAGUGAGGCUCAAAUACAUCAAAUAGCUUCAGAAACAGAAAUACGGUGUCUGACUGCCAGAGGCGUAGCUUGGGUUAUCAGUGCCCGGGGACAACUGAAGAUUUAGCGCCCCCUUCUGUUUGCCAAAAUGCAAUGGGGAAGGGAAAUCUGGCGCCCCCCCCCCUUGGAUGCUGUGCCCAGGGACAGAUGUCCCCCCUUGCCCCCAACCCCCCCAAGCUAUGCCACUGUUGACUGCUACCAACAAAAAAAAGGCCUGAGGCCUAGAAAAAGGGAGAGGGGAAGCCACUGAAACCCCUGGCCCAAAGAAAACACUUGAAAAACAAUGAAAUUAUUAAUAAAGAAAAGAAAAUGAAAAUAACAGCAAAAUAAAACAAUGCAAAACUUCCCAAGCAAAACUGAAUUUUGGGAAAUCCGAAUCGAUAACCAAGAAGAGGUGAUAAUAAGUUGGUAAAAGUAAAGAAAGAGGGAAGUUCAAAAAUAAGUAAAGUAAAAAGAAUCAAUCAAAUAAAACUCAAAAAACCCAAAAGUACAAAAAGGGGGGCCGAACAACAAAAGCCAGUGGUCGCUACACUUGGAGGGUCCCAACACCAAAGCCAGCGUGUUACCCUUAGGGUGGCAUCACGAUGACAUCUGAUUGGGCUUGGCACCCUACUCAGGAAAAAAAAAAUAAUACAAAAAUUACUCAUUUUUUUUAUUGGGGUACCACGCUAGACCCCAAAUGACCCAGAGGGAGCCUAUUGGACACCCUGAGGAGAAAUAACAUUUAAACACAGCCCUUAUCAAUAAAGUUUAAGGAAGCCCCCCAGAUGAUACAAUCUCAGACUUGGGGGUGGGGUCCUCCUAAUAUUCUGUGCUUGGACUUAGUGGGACCCCACUGGCACCUUACUGACCACAGUAUCUUAUUACUAAGGUGCCCCCUUUAGACCCAGUGGCACCCAAUAUAUGUAAUUAUUAAACCCAGUAAGAUUCAGAUGGGGUGCUGCGAUGGCCCCCUCAUGGACUUUGAGGGAUCUCACUGGUACACUAUGGAGAAAGUCAGUUCUCAUCAAUAGGGUCCCAUGGUGCCCCCCACCCCCCCCCAACUAUUUAUGUUUGGCACUGAACUGACCAAGUAUUUUUUUCAGUAGGGUGACAUGACGGCCCCCUUAAUGACGUAGGUGUGGACCCUAUUGGCCCCCUUUUCUGUUAAGAUGCAAGGGACCCCCCAACCCCAACUCACUGUGUGUAAAUGUAUAGACGGAAGUGCAAAGGGGGGUCCCUCUCAGAUCUCGUCAGAGUUCCUCUCGUCUACUGCGCCGCUCUUUCACUUGCUUUCGCACUCACCACUGAAGGGCGCUAUAUACAUCAAAGCUGUAGAUGUGGGCGUCGCCUAAUGAGGCCCCUGAAAGCGAGCGGACCCCGCAGACGUCUUUCUCGAACCCGUGUCCUCUUCCCUCAGACUGCUUGUAAAGAGAGAGCUGACAAAGGGUCCAAAAGGGCACUAAAUUGGUGGGCUGGCAGGGCUCUCUGAGGUUCAGGUGUGUGUGUGUGUGUAAAUCGAUGUGUGCCCCCCGAGCUCUGUAAAUACCGGGGCAACACGCUCAUCUCUCAUCUUGGCCUUUUCUCUGAACAACAGAUUGUAUUUUCUUGUUUUUCUUUCUUUUUUUAAAGGCGUCACUUAUGUCACAGUCUGGUGUUUGCAUAAACCAAAUAAACGUUAUUUUCUCUGAAA
Molecule: messenger RNA, 4111 nt
Organism: Erpetoichthys calabaricus (reedfish)
Lineage: Eukaryota; Metazoa; Chordata; Cladistia; Polypteriformes; Polypteridae
Gene: gsg1l2b
Product: gsg1-like 2b
Exons: 5
Coding region: 580-1494 (304 amino acids)
Cellular component (GO): plasma membrane
Source: RefSeq, a predicted model, not a curated record